GCGCAAGAGCCGUCGCCGGCCCUUCGACCGGAAAUCAGCCGCCCCUCCCACCUUCGACCGGAAAUCACUUCCUGGGACUUUUCACUGUGGGCUGCUUCUUCCAGCGUUUUUUUGGUGGCGUUUAUUUCAUGAUCUGAGCCCCUCUGGGGAGGUGAACCACCUGGGUGCUCGAUUUUAGCUUUGUUGACUUUGAAGAUUAGAUUGACAAAAAUUAAAAGGGAAAAACAGGAACUCCUCCGGUUCACUGGAUCUCGCGAGGUGGCCAAACAACUAGGAAAACAAAACGUUAGCGUUUGCAGUAUUACAUCCCUCACAGCCUCUCUUACAUAUUUGCCCCCAACGCCUUUCCUCGAACUCAGAAACCAAAAGAUUUUAAGGUGGCAAAAUCAGCUAAUAAUAGCCUAGCUAUUAGUUUAGCAUUUGCUGUGGAAAUAUGUCAGCAGACAAGGAAAAAUGCCUUAGGAUUCCUUUUUAAAAUUCGAACUUGUGAUUUUUAAAGUUCCUUAAAAGCUAGAACUUAAUUUUUCAAUAACUGAAAUGCUGAUAUGACAGAAAGUGGGUGGCUAUAAACUGGAAUUUGUUCAAUUAACAUUUACCACGAUACUUAAGGGACUAACCCAGUCCUCAAUGAACUCAACAUCUGGUACUAUUAGCCUGAUUAUCCCUAAUGGUGCAUAUCUGAAUAAUUUUUAAAUGCACGUGUAAGCUUUCAUGACGAUUUAGUCACAAGUUUAACAAAAUUCAGCACAGUGCUCUAAGCAGGGAAAAUGUUUCUGGCAUGUUCAAAGCCCGAAGGGACUCUGGAAGUAGGGUUUGAUUCCCAAGCUGGCCCCUUUAUACCCCUAACGCCUAUCCCUCCAACCCCCAUCUCCCAUCCUAACGGAGUCAAUAAAGGGAUCGGCCCAACUCGUCCACUAGAGCAGUCUCCUUCAUCGUGAGUCAAGCCUUCUUAAUUAUAAUGUGGUCAGUCUCCAGGUAGAGAGGCAUGGAUAAUCACCCUGAGGACCUGUGAGAGAUCCAGGAGCUUAAAAAAAAUUGGAGAGCGGGGAAGAGGGAAUGGCUAGGUCCCUCUGACUUGUCCACACUGAUCCUUCAGGUUUACCUAUCCUGGUACUUGUUCCAUUGGAGGCUUCAGCGGCUAGUUUCUGCUCUGUGGUUACCAAUGACACAGGAGCUGAGCUUCCAAAAAUUUAUUGAACAAUCUGACUUACUAGGAGAACUUAAAUAUGACUUCAAUGAAAAGGAUGAAUUCAGACACACUGAGACACAAAGGCCUUUUGUCUUUAACUAUUAUGAAAAUGUCCUUGAGAAAAAUAGCAAGCGCUACCAGGCCCUUGGCCAUUUGCUUGAACAAUACAUUUAUGAGCUUUUGGAGAAAGUGUGCAAAUUAGAAAAAGUAUAUAUCCCACCUGAGGCUGAUAAAGAAGAACCAAGAAGCUUCUUUUUCAUGAGCGAGAAAGCAUUAACAAAUCACCAUUCUGCUCUUCUUAUCCUUCUUCAAGACCAUGGGGUCUUUCGAGCUGGUCAGUGGAGUCAACAGGCAAUAAUACAUCAUGGUCUCCAACAUGGAAGUCAGAUACCAUGUAUUCAAAUGGCAUUGCAGGCACACUAUGAUGUAAUUGUGCUAAACCCCAAUGAUAAUUUUGUGGAACCAAAGGUGGAGAAAGAGUGGAAAGGCCUUUUAACACAAAAUAUUGAGUCAUCUUCUCUAAAAAUGGUUCAAGGUGGGAGCUUUUUCUCUCUCCAGCAUCCUCCCAAAUGCAUUCCAAAAAGAUGCAGCAACACCCCCGAAGAACACACGGCUUACAUAUGGGAUUACUUCAUUUCAAAGACUGAAGGCAAGGAUAUUGCCUUCAUUGUACAUGGUUAUGGAGGCUUGGUUUUUAUGGACUUGCUUGUUCGUAGAAGGUGGGAAGUGAUGAGCAAAGUAUAUGCUGUUGCACUUAUCGACUCUGAACAUCAUGUAGGACACCAGCUGGGAAGUGAUGUACAAUUAUUAGCAUGGAUAAAGCACCACUGCCGUGAAUGGGUGACAAGUCCUAAGCCUUUGGAUAAACCUGCAGCUACUGUUUUCAAAAAGGAAUUUCCUAUGGUUUCUGCUGGUACAGAAAAGUACAUCUUAGCCCCUUCCUCUAGCCUUCAGUCAAUUUUUAAGUACUUUAAAAAAGCUUUAAAAGCCAGAACAACCAUUAAUUUCUCUCGAAUGCCAAUAGUGACUAGAAGCUCCACAAAAAGAAAGCAAAGUGCUUAAACUACUUUUGUCAUCUAAGAUUUUUUUGUCCUUCUGCAACUUUGCUAAUACAGAUUCUGGAAGAAAAAAGAACACUUUCAACUCACACACAAUAUGAUGUUCUGGCUUGAGGUUUGAUUUGUUACUUUUUAUUAUUUGGUUUUUAUGAGGCAGGGUCUGACUUUGCUGCCCAGGGUGGUAUGGAAAUCUGGCCUCAAGCGAACCUCCCACCUCAGCCUCCCAAAGUGCUGAGAUUAUAGGCAUUAGCCACUGCACAUGGCCAUGGCCAGGUUUGUUGCUUUUUUUUUUUGGAGGAGGAGGAGGAGUCUCUGUCACCCAGGUUGGAGUGCAGUGGCACCAUCUCAGCUCACUGCAACCUCCACCUCCCGGUUUCAAGCAGUUCUCCUGCCUCAGCCUCCCAAGUAGCUGGGACUACAGGCACAUGCCACCAAGCCCAGCUAAUUUUUGUAUUUUUACUAGAGAUGGGCUGUUCGCCAGGCUAGUCUAGGACUCUUGACCUCAGGUGAUCCACCCACCUUGGCCUCCCAAUGUGCUGGGCUUACAGGCAUAAGCCACUGCACCUGGCCAUUUUGUUGCUUUUUUGAAAAGUGAACAUAUUCUCUUUUGUAGCCUGUUGAUGAACUGGGAAUUCAGUGUCAUCAUUAAUAUUUUACAGUGUUAGUUAAGUGUGAAGAUCUUUCUUUUAAAAAGCUGUGGUUUGAUAUAAUGACAACAAAAUGGCAAUUGAUAAAAAUUAGAUAUUGAAUCAAUCUUUGAUUUCUAUAAUAAUACCAUAGUAAAAUUACAAGUGAACAUAAAAAUUAAACAUCAUAAGCAAACUGCAUUCUUUGUAUGUUUAUGUUUUUUGUUAAAAUUUGUUAUACUCCCUGUUCACCAGGUCUGAAGAAAAAUAAAUUUUAAAUAAAUUUGUUGGUCUUGUGUGUAUGUUCACUCACAUCUUCAACUAAUAUCUGAGUGCUUACUAUGUGCCAGUCAAGACUAGGUGUUUGGGACACCGUAGCAAACAACCCCAACAUUGCCUUUCUCUUUACAGAGUUUACAAUGGCUGAGAAAUUACAAAUGUGAAGAGUGUUAAAUAGUAAAGGAGACUGGGCGCGGUGUCUCAUACCUGUAAUCCCAGCACUUUGGGAGGCUGAGGUGGGCGGAUCAUCUGAGGUCAGGAGUUUGAGAUCAGCCUGGCCAACGUGGUGAAACCACAUCUCUACUAAAAAUACAAAAUUUAGCCAAGCAUGGUGGCGAGUGCCUGUAAUCCCAGCUACUUGGGAGGCUGAGGCAGGAGAAUCACGUGAAUCUGGGAGGCAAAAGUUGCAGUGAGCCAAGAUCGUGCCACUCCACUUCAACCGGGACGACAAGAGUGAAACUCCAUCUUAAAAAAAAAAAAAAAAAAAAAGGAAAGGGUGCCAUGGAGUAUCUACCAUGAGAGCUAACCAGCCUUGGGGUUCAGGGAAUAUUUCCCAAAGAAAAUGAUGCUUAGUUUGAAGAACAAUAGUAGUUGGCUAGGGGAACAAAGUCACAGGCAAAUGAACAGCCUAUGCAAAGGUGUUCAGGCAGGAGAAAGAAGGCUAGCUCAGCUACAGCUGAAAGACUGAGAAGGAGUAGUAUGUUCAGAAAUAAAUUAUUUAUGACACUUGUUGAUAUAGUUUAGAUGUGGAUAUUUGUUCCUACCCAAAUCUCAUGUUGAAUUGUAAUACCCAGUGCUGGAUGUGAGGCCCUGUAGGAGGUGUUUGUGUCAUGGGGGCAGAUCCCUCAUAGCUUGGUGCUGUCUUCACAAUAGUGAGUUCUAGUGAGAUCUGGUCAUUUGAAAGUGUGUGGUGCCUCCCCCACCCUCUCUCUCUCUUGCUCCUGCUCUGCCAUGUGAGUGGCCUGCUCCCCUUCACCUUCUACCAUGAAUAAAAGCUCCCUGAGGCCUUCCCAGAAGCCAAGCAGUUGCUAGUGCCAUGUUGCCUGUAUAGCCUCCAAAACCAUAAGCCAAUUAAACCCCUAUUCUUUAUAAAUUA
Pan troglodytes (chimpanzee) is the source of this 4248-nucleotide messenger RNA. RefSeq names its product putative protein ARB2BP. Gene Ontology annotation, cellular component: nucleus. The transcript has 3 exons. The record is from RefSeq and is a predicted model, not a curated record. Gene Ontology annotation, biological process: regulatory ncRNA-mediated heterochromatin formation. The coding region runs from base 1163 to 2251 and encodes 362 amino acids. Lineage: Eukaryota; Metazoa; Chordata; Mammalia; Primates; Hominidae. Gene Ontology annotation, molecular function: siRNA binding.